This is a messenger RNA of Symbiodinium natans, 1590 nucleotides long. NCBI's taxonomy places the organism in Eukaryota, Dinophyceae, Suessiales, Symbiodiniaceae. The record is from the annotation of a GenBank genome assembly.
AUGUCACCACCAGUCACUGUCUCCUGCCUGGCCAAUGCAGGUGGCCUCCAGCGGAGAUACAUUCAGAAGUGCAAGAUUUCAGACCUGUACUGGCAGUUCCAGGCGGAGUGGGCCACUUUAUCUGAGGCCCAUGAGCAAUUUGGAAGAGACAUUCCAAGCUAUGAUACCUUUCGGCGUCGGUGGAACUCGCACUGGUGUGGUAUGCUGCACAUGCGGGAGAAGAGUCAGCAUAAGCAGUGCCAGAUUUGUUUUGAUUUGCAGCUGUGUUUGCACAGUCCUACAGUCCCACUGUCCACCAAGAUGGAAGCAGCAAAAACCUUGCGACGGCAUCAGGCUGAGCAGUAUGAGGACAGGAUGUUAUACUGGUCACUGCGCUUUGCUUCCCAGGCCCAAAGUCAUGGAAUGUCUGAAGAUCCCCUGCCAGCUUGUGGCUCCAGCUCAGUCCUCACAAUCAUUAUUGAUGAUAUGGACCAUAGCAAGUUUGCUUGGCCAAAGUUUCCAUUCCGGAAAUCACCUGCAGAGAUGGAGAACCUCAUCCGGCCAACAGUCACCUUCACAGGCGCCAUAGCCCAUGGCUGGGGCACAUACUUAUAUAUGGCCAAUCCCAAUGUCAUGGGUGGUUCAGACUACUUUUGUGAAGUCCUCUGUCAGACCAUACAGAAUGUUUGGCGUGCCUGCAAUCCGCCUGACAGUCCACAGUCCGACAGUCCUCCAGUCAGGCGCCGUGUCUUUCCUGCACACUUGGUUGUCAUAGCAGACAACACAGUCAAGAGUGCCAAGAACCAGUUUGUGUUGCGAUUUCUUUCCUACCUGGUCGGCAAGAAGCUGUUCAAAUCUGCAACACUGUUUCAUUUGAUGGAAGGGCACACUCAUGAGGAUAUUGAUCAGCUGUUUGCUGUGGUCUUUUCCAUCAUGAAGAAGAAACAAUCUUGGCAGACCCCCGAAGAGAUUUUGGAGCACAUCCGAACAGGCCUACAGUCCUGCAGUCAAAUUCUUCAGCGUGGCGAACUGGUGGCAAGACAUGUGACUGGUGUCCGGAAUUUUGAUGCUUGGCUUCAGCCCAUGAAAGUGGAACUGCACAAUGCCUUUAAGGCCCGGUCCCUCAACCAGACGCCAGGGCUGGCACGGGUGGAAGUCCCGCAUUGCUAUACUUUUGUUGCAGGUGAUUCCAUGCCAGCAAAGCACAGAGACCUCUUGCCUGAGGGUGUGAACCCUUUUGCAGUCUAUGUUUGUGUCAAGAUGUAUGUGCGAGAUUUGCUGUUGAGUCAGCCGCCGCUGCUGAUGUGCACGCCAGAGCGGCUGCAAAGAAUCUUGGCUGGCAGCCCGCCCAUGGUGCAUGCCAUGGUUCCUUUGACUGAUGCACAGAUCAAAACUUGGUCUCAGAUAGCAGACCUUUGUGCAGGGAAGUAUGGUCUUCCAAAUGCUGCUCAUGCCUUGAACGCCAUGAUGGUGGAAAGGCGAUACCACGUCAUUGAGCUCACAUUUUUGAUGCAGCCACCACGGCAUUUCAUUGCAGUCCCAGAUGGCAAUGCACAGCUGCCAUGUCUGCCAUCCACUUGCUGGAGGCUCAUGGCCCGGUUUAAGCGUUGA